AUGGAGAGAACUCCGCCUAGACGAAGGGCUGCCAAGGCUUGCGCUUUUUGUCGGCGCAGGAAAUUCCGUUGCGAUAAUGAACGUCCAGUAUGUUCCAACUGCAAGGCAUAUGCACAAGACUGUGCCUAUAUAUCAGGACCGGAAAGACCCAGACCAACAAACGCUCGGCUGUCUCAACUGGAAGCCGAAAAUGAGCAGCUUCGACGGCACCUGAGGCAUGUGAAUGCUCACUCAGAAGACAGGUCAGAGAUCACGGAGAACAGCCCAUCUCAGUCACCGCAGCAGAUACAAGAAUCUGCAGAGAGUCUGCCUACAGACGCAAAUGUCAAUCAACGCCAGUCAGCUGUAUCGCGGAUAUUCAUCUCACCAAAUGGAGACUCAAGCUAUCAUGGACUGACGAGCACCUUAUUCAAUGAUGCAUCAACCGAUCAACAUGGCCACCCACGAUCAAUAGACCCGCACAUCCCGGUGGAGCACAUUCGAAAGCAGCUGAUCGGAGAAGCUGCUUAUCAACGACAAUUGGAAGCCUUGAACAUGAGACAAGGGAAACUGGACUUCGAUGGAGUUGAUCCAGAGCUUGGAAUGCACCUUCUGUCUCUACAUUGGAAUCGCCAGCAUCAUUCCUUCUUGAUCACAUAUCGCCCGGCUUUUAUGCGAGAUAUGGCCACCGGCGGCCCUUAUUUCUCCAAACUUUUACUGAAUGCGAUCUAUUUCGGCGCAUCAAAGUUCAGCAACCGCCCAGAAGUUCGUCGAGAUCCGAAUGAUGUGCGUACUGCUGGAUGGACAUUCCGCCAGCGAGUAAAAGAAUUACUCGGCGGUGCUUUAGAUCGAAGUGAGAUCACGACUAUCCAGGCCCUCCUGGUGAUGACAAGCUCGUUGUUUGCAUUGGGCGAUGAACGCAGUGCUGCAUGGCUCUAUGCUGGUACAGCAUUUAGAAUGAUCAUCGAUCUAGGCAUGCAUGUUGAUGCCACCAUGCUAAGAAACAUGCGACGUCUCUCAGACGAAGAUAUUGAAAUCCGUCGUCGAGUGUUUUGGGGUGCCUUUGUCGUAGACAAAAUCCAAUCCCUUUACCAAGGUCGCCCUGCCAGCUUACAGGAGUUUGACACAAAAGUCUCUUUGACACUCUUGGAUCACUACGAAGAACUGGAACACUGGCAACCCUUCGCAUAUACGGAUGUACAGUCAUAUACAGGAUCACCCGCAUACAGUGUUUCAACUUUUACACAGCUAUGCAAGCUAUCGUUGAUCUUAAACUCCAUCUUGAACAAGGUGUACUCGGAACGCAGCUCGAAUCGGUCAUCUCAGGAGUUAGUGACCACACUACAAUCAUUAGAUGCCCAACUCAAGGCGUGGCAUGACGAAAUCCCCGAGCAUCUACGGUUCGGCCCUCCCUCUUCUACAACACAAAUCACACCGCCACCUCAUGUACUCUCUCUUCUGGCUCUCUACAAUGUACUCCUCAUCCUUCUCCACCGACCCUUCGUGGCAGAAGGACAUCUACACUCGACCGAUCCAUCCGUGGCCAUUAGCUCGUUCACUACCUGCACAGCAGCAGCAGCUCGAAUAAUUUACAUACUCCAAGCAUACGACCACGCGUUCUCGAUCCGACGAGCUCCAUAUCUGAUUUCAUAUGCAACGUACGUCGCCGCGACGAUAUACGUUCGAGUAGCUGCCCAAAGGGAAUCAAGCAGUCGGGCACAUUCAAAUCUAUGGACAUGUCUCCACAUCUUUCAAAAGAAUCAAGCGACAAACUGGGCCGUCCGCCGGGCCAAGAAUGUGAUCGUACAUUUAAUGGACCGUAUGGGUGUUGAUCUAGAUAUCCGACAUAAGAAAUACGAAGAGACACAUUCAGAUGAUGAUACCACUGAGGAAAGACAUGGACAGGCUUUAGACAAACAGUCUGGUGCCAAUGACCAGGGUCCCAGAAUGACUCCUUUGCCUGCUCGGAUGACACCGCCAGAGACAGAGGUAUCGGAAUUGGACAUGGAUAUGAUUAUCCAGAGCUUCAUUCGACAGCAGACGAGGACAAGUGAUGAACAUGCGUUCGAUGAGGCGAGCUAUCAUGGCUUGGCUGGCCCUGUCAUUCCUUUGGGCACGCCUGGUACCCUUGCACCUGCUGUUUUCCCGGGGUAUAAUGAUGCAUGUCUUGAUGCCCAAUUUGAUGAUGAUAUGUUGUUUGGAUUUAAUGGGUCUGUACAAGAUAGUAUGUUAUAUAGAUAG
Messenger RNA from Penicillium nucicola, 2220 nucleotides. RefSeq lists its product as uncharacterized. The transcript is spliced from 4 exons. Gene Ontology annotation, molecular function: DNA binding; zinc ion binding; DNA-binding transcription factor activity, RNA polymerase II-specific. Bases 1 to 2220 code for a protein of 739 amino acids. The record is from RefSeq and is a predicted model, not a curated record. Gene Ontology annotation, biological process: DNA-templated transcription; regulation of DNA-templated transcription. Lineage: Eukaryota; Fungi; Ascomycota; Eurotiomycetes; Eurotiales; Aspergillaceae.